Pimephales promelas (fathead minnow) is the source of this 1885-nucleotide messenger RNA. NCBI's taxonomy places the organism in Eukaryota, Metazoa, Chordata, Actinopteri, Cypriniformes, Leuciscidae. The record is from RefSeq and is a predicted model, not a curated record.
AUGAUGAACCUGUAGGUUAUCACCAUGUGAACAUCCGUUCACAGUGUUGUUGUUUACAUUGUCUUUUUGUUUAAUGUUAUAAUUGUUUUCAUAUUGUUUAUUUUUGAUUAAGGAUAUUAUUUGUGAUUAUGUAUCUGUUUGGAUUUAAAUGCAAGAACACUGAUAUUGAAUGUUUCCAUUGUCAGGGGAGUUAUUCGACCCCUACAGUUGGUAUGACCCACUAGUUUUGGCGGGAAAAUAGCAUAUAUAAAGGAGUGAGGCUAAUUGAGUGGGGAGAGACGGGCCAUGUGCCAGUACUAGUACAGUCCAAUGCUGUAGGAUGUGUCGUGAUUGUCAGAGGUUUGUUCCGCGAGGCUGGAUUUGAUGCCAUGUUUUUGCUGCUUUCAGCAUGUUUUAUUUAUGUUUUGUAAUGUUUAUUUUGAUUAUUUUUUUGAUGAUUUCUUUUGUUUAUUUUUGAACUUGAUUUGGAGCACGUGUGCUGAGACAGCUGUCCUCAAUAAAUUCACCUUCAACGAUUUCCUGCAUGGUACUCCAGUUAUUCCAUCCUUUCCCGGGCCUAUCGGCAGAUAAAUUGACGCAACGACUCAGGGUAAUGGUAUUCAACUAGACCUCUGACAACAAAUCAGUGUGGCAUUCUAACAUCAGGCGGCUGUAGUUGAAACCACAUCCCGACACAUGGUGGCAGCGGUGGUUCCAGGCCUUAAAAGGGAAACGAGUACACAUGCAGUGGAAAUCAUGCUGCCCCAGCUGCACAUCGUUUAAAGGAAAGUGGCAGAGGUUGAUCUCUGGUCAAAGGAAAAUGCCACCAAAGAGGCAAGAUGGAGCUAGGGGAAAAGAUGAGGGUAAACCAGCAGAGGAACUGGAGGCAACGAGUUCAUCUCCAAUGCACGAUGAAAGGACUUCAGGUAGUACGUCAGAGCCGAUGGCUAUAAUGCUGCAAAACUUUCUGCAUAGCCAACAGCAAAGAGAAGAAAGGCUGGAAAAAGAAGCGCAACGUCACGAGCACAAAUAUCGGAUACUUCAACAUCAAUUCGUACAACUACAGUCCGAAGUUCACCAGGAAAGACAGGAUCGGCUGGCAAGGGGGGUGCCAACAGUGAGUGACACAGAGGCUACAGAGUUGAGGUCGGAUGCAAAUACACGUCCCAGGCGACAACAGGCACUAAGUGAUACGACGACAUCAGCAGCAGAUGAGGUCACAACGGGAAGACGAGAUUAUGGUUUAACAAGUUUUAACUGCCCAAGGAUGCUGCCCUGGUCAAGUGAUGAGGAUAUUGAGCAUUAUUUAAUGACUUUCGAACGUAUUGCUCAAGCGUGCAAAUGGCCGAGUCAGGACUGGGUGUUACAUCUCCUGCCGUUACUAACAGGUAAAGCAAGAGCAGCGUAUGUGGCUAUGGAGCCUGAGAAUUCAAUGGACUAUGAUUGUGUUAAACAGACGAUACUUGACAAGUUUGAAAUUAAUCCAGAAACCUUUCGGCAACGUUUCAGAGCGUACAGUCUAGGUGAUGAUGAAACACCACGUGAACUGUAUGUGAGACUGAAAGAUCUGUACGAAAAGUGGAUGGUCCCUUCACGUCGAACUAAACAAGAAAUUGGUGAUCAAAUAGUACUGGAGCAGUUUCUCAAAUUGCUGAACCCAGAAGCAAGAACGUGGGUGAAGCAGAAUGGCCCUACAUCGUGUCAACAAGCGGCAGAACUGGCAGAGACAUUCAUGGCUGCGAGGCGAUCACUGCAUCAGCCGAGACGAUGGCGAGACAUCCACCACAGCCCAACCGGUAAGUCUGGGGAUGCUAAGGGUAGUGGUCUGAGAAAUUUUGAUGCUGAUAGACGGACAUGGCAAAAUAGUUCUACUCUGAGUAAACAGUAUGCGUGCAAGUGGAGUUAG